Entamoeba dispar SAW760 is the source of this 480-nucleotide messenger RNA. RefSeq lists its product as uncharacterized. NCBI's taxonomy places the organism in Eukaryota, Evosea, Mastigamoebida, Endamoebidae. The coding region runs from base 1 to 480 and encodes 159 amino acids. The record is from RefSeq and is a predicted model, not a curated record. The transcript has a single exon.
AUGAAUGAACCAGUGUUAGUUAGUACUGAAAUACCACAUAAUCUAGAAAUAAUCAAUGGAAAGAAUAUUUUCAAGAAAGAUAUCAAUGAAUUUAUUAUUCCUUCUUCAAUUACUAAAUUAGGUGAUCAUUGUUUUAAUAAAUGUUCAUCAUUAACAACAAUUAAUAUACCAUCAUCAGUUAGUAAAUUAGGAUAUCUAUGUUUUUAUGAAUGCACAUCAUUAAAAUCAAUUAACAUACCAUCAUCAAUUAUUAAAUUAGGAUAUUAUUGUUUUGAUGGAUGUUCAUCAUUAACAUCAAUUAAUAUUCCAUCGUCAAUUAGUGAAAUAGGAAAUGGAUGUUUUUCCAGAUGUUCAUCAUUAACAACAAUUAAUAUACCAUCAUCAAUUACAUCAUUUGGAAAAUCUUGUUUUUAUAAAUGUAGAAAUGCUGAAGAAUUAAAGAAAAAUAAAACAAUACCAAGAAAUUGUUUUAACAAAUGA